UCACAGACCGGAGUUAAAAGUUCAUCCCUUUCUAGUUGCUCUCUUUUGUGAUAACAAUUGUGGUGCAAAAUGGCUGCAGCGGCAACCGAGGCUGCGUUUUCCAUCUUCUGCUCUUGUUCUUCUCCAAAAUCUCAAUCUUGUUACAAAUACGUACCCUCUUUGAGAUCUUACAUUUCUGCUUCUAGUCCUACAUUUUUCCUUAAAUCCCCGCUUUUUUCACUCCCUCUUCUCUCAACCUCUCAUCCCCUCGAAACCACAAGAUUUAAGUUACGCUCAACUUUAGGAAAUGCGAUUGCAGAAGAAGAUGCAGAGCAAGCCCAGAAAGUUAAUCAAAAAAGGAAACUUUUCGUGCUGAAUUUGCCUUGGUCUUUCUCGGUUGUGGAUAUAAAGAACUUCUUUGGUGAGUGUGGAACUGUGGCAGACGUUGAGAUUAUCAAACAGAAAGAUGGGAGAAGUAGAGGAUUUGCAUUUGUGACUAUGGCUUCUGGAGAAGAGGCUCAGGCUGUAAUUGAUAAAUUUGACUCUUCCGAAUUGUCCGGUAGGAUUAUCAGGGUAGAGUUUGCCAAGAAAUUCAAGAAACCAUCACGUAGUCCUCCUGCAGGUCCUCCACCUGGAGAGACACGCCAUAAGCUGUACGUGUCCAAUCUUGCUUGGAAAGUGAGAUCUAAUAAUCUCAGAGAAUUCUUUUCGGCCAACUUCAAUCCUGUUUCAGCUAGAGUUGUCUUUGAUGGUCCUUCGGGAAGAUCGGCUGGGUAUGGUUUUGUCUCUUUUGCCACUAAGGAGGAAGCAGAAUCUGCAAUUUCUUCAUUAGAUGGGAAGGAAUUGAUGGGUAGGCCAAUAAGUUUGAAACUCAGUGAAAAGAAUGCUGAUGCAUUUGAAAAUGAGAUGGAGGAAACAAACGAGGAAUCUAAAGAGGCGUAAAUUGGUACAAGGUUUUAGCUUUUUCGAUGUUGCAUUCAUGUGUAGAUAAAGAGAAAGUAUAAAGUAAACCAAGAAUGUAUUUCCCAUCUUGCACAUAAUCGUUUUGCACAUUUCACAGAAUAUGUUGGCCAUUACUUAUGUGUUUUGCAUACCUUCAUGUCUUCUGAUCGUUUAGUGUAUCUAUAUUGAGUUUCCAUAAACUACUAUUGGUUUAA
Molecule: messenger RNA, 1136 nt
Organism: Olea europaea var. sylvestris
Lineage: Eukaryota; Viridiplantae; Streptophyta; Magnoliopsida; Lamiales; Oleaceae
Product: 29 kDa ribonucleoprotein A, chloroplastic-like
Exons: 4
Coding region: 70-921 (283 amino acids)
Cellular component (GO): cytosol
Molecular function (GO): mRNA binding
Source: RefSeq, a predicted model, not a curated record